AUGUCAAACGAUUCAAACUUGGUUCAAAUUAGACCACUUGGAGAUACCAAAUUAUUCCAACCCAUCAAAGUUGGUGCCAAUACUUUAUCACAACGUAUUGCCUUUGCUCCAUCUACAAGACAAAGAGGCACUGUCGACUACUACCCAACUGACUUGCAGUUGCCUUACUAUAAAGCAAGAGGUCAGUAUCCUGGUACUUUAGUAAUCACGGAAGCCACAUAUGUGUCGCCAGGAGGUGCUGGAAGAGCCAAUGUACCCGGUAUUUGGAAUAACAAACAAGCUGCUGGUUGGAAAAAGAUCACUGAUGCUGUGAGACUGGAAGGUUCGUUCUCAAGUGUUCAGUUGUGGCAUUUGGGAAGAACAGCUGAUCCGGAACAGUUGAAACAUGAUGGUCAACCUUUCCUUGCACCUUCACCAAUUUACUUGAGUAAAGAGCUGGAAGAACAUGCCAAGAAAGUUGGUAACGAAUUGCGAGCAGCUACAAAGGAAGAGCUUGAAGACUUGAUCAAUAAUGUGUACCCUAACGGUGCCAGAAAGGCAUUGGAAGCAGGGUUCGAUUAUGUCGAAUUGCACUCAGCACAUGGUUACUUUUUGGAUCAGUUUUUGAAUGAAGAGACUAAUCAUCGUACUGAUGAAUAUGGAGGAUCGGUUGAGAACCGUGCAAGGCUAUUAUUGGCAAUUAUCGACAAGUUGAUCCCUAUUGUUGGUGCCAACAGAUUGGCAGUCCGGUUAUCUCCUUGGGCCACUUUCCAAGUGAGUCAACCAGAGGGUGAGGAAGUCCAUAGAUACAUCUUUGAACAAUUGCAAAAACGUGCUGAUGCCGGUCACGAAUUAGCCUACAUCUCCCUUGUGGAGCCUAGAGUGUCUGCUGGUUUCGAUGUUUCAGAAGAAGAUCAACGCGGUAGAAGCAAUGCAUUUGCCGAAAAGAUCUGGAAGGGUAAAUUCGUCAAAGCUGGUAAUUACACUUAUGAUGCACCUAAGUUUGAAACUUUAUUGCAUGAUUUGGAAAAUGACCGCACUUUGAUUGCAUUCUCUAGGUUUUUCACUUCGAAUCCUGAUUUGGUAUAUCGUUUGAAGAAUGGAUUGCCUUUGCAACAUUACGACCGACCUACUUUCUACACUCAUGAUAACUAUGGUUAUAAUACUUGGAACCAACAUGAUGGAAAUCAACAGUUUGAUAAAGAAGCCGAGCAAAAGAGAGUCGGUAAGGUGUUGGCUUGA
This is a messenger RNA of Lodderomyces theae, 1221 nucleotides long. RefSeq names its product alkene reductase. NCBI's taxonomy places the organism in Eukaryota, Fungi, Ascomycota, Pichiomycetes, Serinales, Debaryomycetaceae. Gene Ontology annotation, molecular function: FMN binding; NADPH dehydrogenase activity. Bases 1 to 1221 code for a protein of 406 amino acids. The transcript has a single exon. The record is from RefSeq and is a predicted model, not a curated record.